AUGACUGGCAAGAAGGAAUUGGUUUCAGAGAAUUUCAACAAGUCCAAAACGACUCCGAUUUCUCAUAGCCUGUUGAGCAGCGAGCGCACCAAAAGUAUCCCCGCGUCCGGGAAUUCGUCGCGAUGCACGGGCUUUGGGAUUCAAGAGAUCCUGGGACUGAAUAAAGAGCCGCCGGCGCCGACCGGGCUGAUCCCGGAUUCACUGCCGCCCAGCGCUCAGCUUGUGUCGGCCCGGAGCGUACUGACCCCCGCCGGGAUGGGUCUGGUCGGGGCGGCCGGACUGCCGGCUUUUUACGGGCAGUCGGCCUUCUUGGACGUGUUGUCGGAGCACCAGGGAGUCCACGCUGCCCUCCCGGUACACCUGCAGCCCCUGCGCCGAGGAGCCAUCCACCUGAACGCCAGUCACCAAAUGAGCUCAGAUUCCGAAGACAUUUCAUCGAGCGACAGGAAGAUCUCCAAAUCCAACCUGAGCCAGACGAAAAAGCGGAAGAAAAGACGUCACAGGACCAUCUUCACCUCUUACCAGUUGGAGGAGCUGGAAAAGGCGUUCAACGAAGCUCACUACCCUGAUGUCUAUGCCCGGGAAAUGCUGGCCAUGAAAACAGAACUGCCAGAGGAUAGAAUUCAGGUGUGGUUCCAGAACCGCCGGGCCAAGUGGAGGAAGCGUGAGAAGUGCUGGGGCCGCAGCAGUGUGAUGGCAGAGUACGGGCUGUACGGAGCCAUGGUGCGCCACUCCAUCCCUCUGCCUGAGUCUAUCCUCAAGUCGGCCAAGGAUGGCAUCAUGGAAUCCUGCGCUCCCUGGCUUCUCGUUCAAGAUGGCUUACCAAUGACCAGGCGAUUUUCUAAAACCGAGUACCAACAAUUCUUUCUAGGAAUGCACAAAAAGUCCCUGGAGGCAUCUGAAGUGGUGAGGAAAGUGGAGACAGAACACGGCAAUCAGGCCGGCCCAGAGGACGAGCAGCGGGAAGACAAGAGCAAGGAUUCCAAGGGAGCCAUUUCUAAGGAGGAGCUGAGGGAGAGCAGCAUAGCUACCCUCAGGGCAAAAGCACAGGAGCACAGUGCGAAAGUGUUAGGAACAGUUUGCGGUGACACGGAAGCCAAGAUGGCGCAGGAGGAGAAGCCCGCAGAGACGAAGAGCGAGCAGUCAAAAGCAACGCAAGACGAGAUCGCCACUGACAAGUUCUAAACUUUAUAUACAGACUAUUAGCUCUUUAUAUAUCUCUGCAGUCUUUCAUGAUGCUGUGCCCCUCCCAAAGACUGGUGGCAAAAGCGACUCAAGAUUGCUUUUGGUUUAAAGUGCAGGUUUUCCUCUGUUUUAUUUUAUCCUGAGGUUAUUCUUGGCAGACGUGUCUUUCUUAAACAAUUUGUUGUCUGUUGACUUGUAAUCUAUAAUGGCUCUUUGGGUGUCACACCAACAUGAAACCCUGGUGGCUUUUGGUAGGUUUAAUUUUCCAUUUAUCUCCAUGUGUUUUCAAAAUUCCCUCCUGGUUUUCAGCAUUCUUGCCACCUCCUUGUGUGAUCAAUGACCAUAUGGUAGAACAAUCUCACAGAGGGCACCUUAUGAAGAUAAUAUAAACACAAUAGGCCCAUUCAGUC
This is a messenger RNA of Leucoraja erinaceus (little skate), 1595 nucleotides long. RefSeq names its product visual system homeobox 2 (gene vsx2). The coding region runs from base 1 to 1185 and encodes 394 amino acids. Gene Ontology annotation, biological process: regulation of transcription by RNA polymerase II. Gene Ontology annotation, cellular component: nucleus. The transcript is spliced from 5 exons. The record is from RefSeq and is a predicted model, not a curated record. Gene Ontology annotation, molecular function: DNA-binding transcription factor activity, RNA polymerase II-specific; sequence-specific double-stranded DNA binding. Lineage: Eukaryota; Metazoa; Chordata; Chondrichthyes; Rajiformes; Rajidae.